Polistes dominula (European paper wasp) is the source of this 565-nucleotide messenger RNA. It is a transcript of the gene mRpS23, whose product is annotated as mitochondrial ribosomal protein S23. NCBI's taxonomy places the organism in Eukaryota, Metazoa, Arthropoda, Insecta, Hymenoptera, Vespidae. Gene Ontology annotation, molecular function: structural constituent of ribosome. The record is from RefSeq and is a predicted model, not a curated record. Gene Ontology annotation, cellular component: ribosome; mitochondrion. Gene Ontology annotation, biological process: translation.
UAACUUUUUCUCAGAAGACUUGCAUGUUGCAUACAUGCAUAAAAAUACUCUUAAAUAUAAGAGUGACUUUAUGUUUAUUAUUAUUUACAGGAUAUUGUAUUAAAUUUUUAAAUAUUGACAUAUUUAAUUAUUAACCAUAAUGGCUCAAACAAGAGUAGAAAAGGUUGGAACUAUUUUUACAAGAGUAACAUCAUUAAUACGUGGAGGUGCAAUGUCUGAAUCAGAUAAACCAUUGUGGUAUAAGAUAUAUGAAGCAUUUCCACCUAAAUAUGAACCCAGUUAUGAAAGGAGUGUUCCAAAAGUGGAAUUAAAACAAAUCUUUUACAAAGAAGAUGUUAUACGAGCACGAUUUCACAAAGAUUGUAAAAAUCUAGGAAUGACAAAUUUAAAAAAUACAAAAUAUCUAUCACAAACAAGGAAAUUUCUUGAUGCAUAUAAUGAUUUAAUAAAGCUCAAAUUAUCUAAGGAGGAAGCUUAUAAACAAGCACUGGAAAAAUGUAAUUAUACAUCAACAAAUGUAGAAGAUCAAAACAAAAUUGAAAAUAAAUCAGAAGAAUAGUAAAUA